Mya arenaria is the source of this 2403-nucleotide messenger RNA. RefSeq names its product flavin reductase (NADPH)-like. The coding region runs from base 384 to 1043 and encodes 219 amino acids. The transcript is spliced from 5 exons. NCBI's taxonomy places the organism in Eukaryota, Metazoa, Mollusca, Bivalvia, Myida, Myidae. The record is from RefSeq and is a predicted model, not a curated record.
UGACAUGAGGUUAUUUAUCGGACAUACUUGUACAAUGAUGUCAACAUCUAACUGACCAUCGCUAACCACUGAUAUGAGGCUCAGUUUAAUAUUGAAACGUUCGCAGUGUUUUAGACGAAUCACCGUUUGUUAAAAUUUUUGCAAGCUAUUUAUACGCAUCAAAACUCACGUACGAUAAAGUGUUGUUUUCAUCUCAGCGAAACGUUUACCGUAUUCAUUUCGGAUAGAUAAGGACAUUUAUAGGUUCUGCUAUAGUUUACAUAUUAUGCGUUAUUUUUUAUUUUAAUCUAAAACUUAAAUGCUAUUGGAUUAGGAUUUACACAUACAUACAUCGAACGUUGUUAACUGUUUGUGGAAACCUAAAGUUUACGCUACUGAACGUCAUGAAGCUGGCAAUAUUAGGGGCCACGGGCCCUUCAGGAAUACAAGUUGUGAAGGAGGCGUUGGCGAGAGGGCACGAGGUCACCGCCGUGGUCAGAAACCCGGACAAAUUAACGGAAAAGCACGAAAACCUUAAGAUCGUAACAGCGGACAUUUUCGACUCCGAAUCACUGGUUCCCCAUUUCGAGGGCCGGGACGCAGUCCUGUCAUGUCUCGGGUGUGGACCUAGCUUCUUCAGCAUCUGGACCAUCACCUUCUACACCGACUCCGUGAAGUCCAUUGUCGCCGCCCUGAGGAAGGCCAAGGUCACGCGGUUCGUCUGCAUGGCAUCAUGGUAUACCAAAUACGACGCGAAUGACCCGUUCAUCAUCAACUGGGUGUUGAAGCCUUUGUUUCUGGGCCAGUCCCUGCAUAACAUGGGACAGAUGGAGGACUUCCUGGAGGCCGACUGCUCGGAUAUCCGCUACACGUCCGUCCGUCCUCCGCAACUCACAAACGGGGAAACUUCCGGUAAACCGGUUUUGUUUGAAGAGGGCCAACGGAUCAGUUCAGCGGAGAAACGAAAGUUCAUUUGUUGUCGACGUGACGUCGCCAGGUUUAUGCUUGACGUUACAGAGAAAGACGAACAUAUCCGAAAAUGUAUGGCUAUCGCUUCCGGUUGACCUCGGGUCACGUGACAAUAUAUUUUAGAAGGGGAACACUUUUACUUCCGGUUUAUUCUCCAGGAUGAAAGUGCAGACGAAAUUAUCUCCACAAAAUGUUAUUGUGUUCAGUGAUUUAUUCACAAAGUCAUUCCGUAUUUUUCAUAAUUAUUAUGGCCUAAGUUAAGAUUCAUUACAAAAUGGAGCCAUCUUUAGCGUUGAGCUUACGACAACUCAUGGUAAGAUCAUGUAUUUCAAUUAAAUACUUCUAAUGGUUAUUUGUAGAUCUACAUAAGUCUUAAGUCUAAUUUUACUUUUCAAACCAAACAAUUUGUUUCAGAAUUUAUCACUAUGUAAUGGAUAAAGAACUUACAAAAAAAAUGAAUGGCUUGAUUGGACGCAGUCACAUGACCAUUUAUGUUAUCUUAGUACAAACUAACGAUCUUUAAGAUUUAAAUUGUCUACAAUAUAUUGUGUAGACAACCCAUUAACUGGACCAGCCAUUGUUUAUAUCUACCGCUUCACCUGAUUAAAUUCAGUAACGGCUGACUGCUGAUUAAAUGAACUGAAUAUUUUGCAGAACUUGAAAAAUACUGAAUUCUCAUUGGACAAAAUAUAAUGAUGACCACCAAAAUCAAGAGGGUUGAACAAUCGAUCGAACAAAACGCUCGUUAAUAAGAUGGCUUUUUUGGUGAACAAACACAGCAGAAACUAUCCUAUCAUUUUAUGAUUUUCAGUCGAACCUCAUUGGCUCAAACUCCCAUGGACAUGCUAAAAAAUCUCGACCUGCGGAGAGUUUGAGCCAAGCGGGAAUGCUAACCUUCAGUUUAAAAAAUCGGUCCUUAACAUCCAGUUCGAGCCAACGCGGAAAUUGACCCAAUCGAGUUCGAGCCAACGAGGUUCGACUCUACGAUAAAAGACGACUGUGACAAGUUCUAUGGUGACUGUAAAGUUUUAAGAGAUCCAAAAUAAAUGUGAUUUGAAAUAUAUGAUGUUUAAACUUGUUGAAUGCCGUUCUUGGUACUAAUAGGUGAUAAAUCAAAUCAUGAUAUUGAAUAAAUUGUGAAGUUAUAUGCAUGUCAUGUUGCCACUACGAAUCAUUAUAAAUACAAUUGCGUUUAAAGUGACACUCUUAUUCAACAUACACAUGUAAAACAAACAUAAAAUUUGAGUGAUAAACCUUUAAUGUAUUAUUAACUUAUGCAAAAUUAAUUACUGAUAACAAGAUUGUUAACGUGUAUUUAAUAGCUGAAAACGCAAAGAUAUUAAAUGAUUGGUGAGUGCUAAAAGAUUUACUGUGAUCUACUAUCGUUUCAUUAGGUAGAAAUACCGUGUUUUCAGUACCUUUCUUUCAAAAUAAAUUCGGUAUCCGUCAUAAGAA